Messenger RNA from Calidris pugnax (ruff), 9170 nucleotides. It is a transcript of the gene SETX, whose product is annotated as senataxin. The coding region runs from base 235 to 8715 and encodes 2826 amino acids. Gene Ontology annotation, molecular function: helicase activity; transcription termination site sequence-specific DNA binding. Gene Ontology annotation, biological process: termination of RNA polymerase II transcription. The transcript is spliced from 26 exons. The record is from RefSeq and is a predicted model, not a curated record. Gene Ontology annotation, cellular component: nuclear body. NCBI's taxonomy places the organism in Eukaryota, Metazoa, Chordata, Aves, Charadriiformes, Scolopacidae.
GCGGACGGGGAGAGGCGGCGGCCAGGGUGGUGUCGGUCUGAGAUCUCUGAAAUUACCAUCAAGACUCGGUUACCAGAGGAUGCUUUGUUGAAGGAACCGCUUUGCAGAGCCGCACUCGAGGGCACGUAUGGCUGAAGGUCUCGGUCCCCUUCCCCACCUGCAGGAGAGCUCUCUUUUCUUUCCCACCAUGUGACCUGCCACACCUGCACAGCAAAGAGCUUCCUUUGCCAAAGAAUGAGCACAUGUCGAUGGUGUACACCUAGUGGUUCUGACACCACUGAGUUCCUGAAGGACUAUGCUUCUAAACGGUUGUCCCAGGAAGAUCUUGAAGGAUCCAACGAUGAUCUCUGUUACUGCCUGGAGUGUGUGGUUGAAUACCACAAAGCAAGGGAAAAAUUGCCGUGGUUGCAUGAGGUCUUGUGGGGGUUGGAAACUUCCCGCCUUGUUGCCCGCAUUGAGAAAUCCAUAAGUGAAGAAGCUGGAGAAGACGAUGAGUUGUUUAUAGUGGAUGAGAAUGGAGACACACAACUGUCUGGAUAUGUGGGCCCCGAUUUUGAGAAUAACCUGCGAGUGCCCCUUCUAGAAAUACUGAAAUAUCCAUAUCUGCUCCUGCAUGAGAAAGUCAGUGAGCUGUGUGUAGAAGUGCUCUGUAGAAUGGAACGAAGUCACAGCUCCUUUCAGGUCUUUGAGAAAUAUCCAGGAAUUUAUCUAUUUUUGGUACACCCAAAUGAAGUGAUUCGUCGAUGGGCCAUCCUAACAGCAAGGAAUUUAGGGAAGGUUGACAGGGAUGAUUACUAUGACCUACAGGAAGUGCUGACUUGCUUGUUCAAAGUCAUUGAGUUGGGGCUUUUUGAGAGUCCAGAUAUUUACAGCUCUUCAAUGAUUGAAAUGGGUAAACUCGUCCUUCUGCCAUCUCAUUUAUACGAUACUUCCAACUACAAGAACUAUUGGCUAGGGAUUUGUAUGUUGCUGACGGUGCUGGAAGAACAAGCGAUGGACUCCUUGUUACUGGGCCCAGACAAACAAAAUGAUUUCAUGCAGUCUAUACUUCACACCAUGGAGAAAGAAGCAGCUGAUGAUUCCACUGACCCCUUCUGGCCAGCGCUGCAUUGUUUCAUGGUUAUUUUGGAUCAGCUCGGAUCUAAAGUAUGGGGUCAGCUUAUUGAUCCUGUCCAAGCCUUUCAAACCAUUAUCAACAGCAGGAGCUACAAAAAUGAAAUAAAAAAUAUACGCAGUAGCUUUAAGAGGACAAAAUCUGAACCGGAGUCAGACUUCGAUGAUGACAUGGUCUCUUGCAGUCAGAUUGUGUAUAAUUAUAACACAGAAAAACCUCAAAAGGAUACUGGUUGGAAGUCUGCCAUUUGUCCGGAAUACUGCCCCAACAUGUAUGAAGAUAUGCAAACGCUGGCUAAUGUGCUUCAGUCUGAUCUUGGCAAAGAUACACGUGUCCAUCACAGCACCUUUCUGUGGUUCAUCCCUUUCGUUCAGUCGCUUAUGGAUCUCAAGGACUUGGGUGUAGCAUAUAUAGUAGAGGUCAUUCACUACCUCUGCUCGGAAAUCAAAGAUAUUCUCAAUGAAAGAAUCCAGCAGUGUGACAAAAUCUCUGAAUUUUUUCUCCUGAUCUUGGUGUCCGUUAUUGAACUACACAGAAAUAAAAAGUGCCUGCAUUUGCUAUGGAUUAGCUCCCAAGAAUGGGUGGAAGCAGUGGUGAGAUGUGCUAAGCUUCCAGCUAUAGCUUUUACACGGUGCACUGAAAAAGCAUCUGGACACUGUGGGAGAGGUUCAUCAGCAGUAUCUUUACAAGCUUCAAACUCUGUGCAGCAUGCCUGUGUGCAGCUGAUUCGCAGCCUUCUUAGAGAAGGCUACCAAAUUGGGCAGCAUUCUCUUUGCAAGCAAUACCUGGACAAACUCAAUCUCCUUCUGCGAGGAAAUCUGUCUUUAGGUUGGCAGCUGAAUGUCCAAGAAACCCAGGAAUUACAAAUGUGUAUAAAGCAAGUUAUAAGAAGUAUGAAGGGCAGAGCAUUGAAUGCCCCUGUGUCUGUAGGAAACAAUGCCAACUCUACAACUUUGCCUACCGUUUCUGUAAAGCAAGAGAAUAUUGCACAUGGUGAUGUGUGCAAUAAGAUGAAUGAACGUGGUAGAGAUGACCUUAGUGGUGUCAUAGCGAAGGAAGGUGGAGAUGAAGAUUGUCGAGAGAACCUGUUCCCUAGAAGAAAGAGUGCCUGGGAAGAGGAAUGUAGAGAUGCAUUUAAAAGUUCGGGAUCUUGGACCUCCACAGAAGGCCUCUGCAUGAAUAUUAAAAAGGAACUUACUGACUUCACAACUCAGGAAUACGACUACCCACAGAACUCUUCGGUCACAAAAGUACAUGGGAAAGCUCAGGAAAGCAAAGACAAUGAUCUUGUGGCAGGGAAAUUUGAUACGGAUAAUCAGCACUUUAAUCCAAAUGCCCAGCGUUCAGAUUUCGGAAGAGGCGGGGAGUUGGAAAACAAAUGUGAAGCAGGGUCCAUAAAGCAGGAACCAAUGCAUCUGGCUGCUCAAAGUCAUACUGGUUCUUCAGAACACGUUUACAGCUCAGAUGGAAAGGAAAGCAAUAUGUCUCGCAGUUUGUCUUCAAAGUUUAAAGUCGAUGCAGAUAGGCUCACAAGUUUGAAAAGCAAGAUACAGAAAAUUGGAUGGCUCUCAAAACAGUCGCGGUCAGCGAAGCCAUGUGACUUGAAAAGCUGCACUUUAGCAGCAAGUGCUUCAAAAGCAGAGAUGGAGCAACCAAAGUUUUGCACUGACUAUCCAUGUAUGAGCAAAGAUUGUCAUCAACACCAGAGAGUGAAUACUGUGUGUGGAAAUGAGAUCUCUGUUGAUACUCCGUCUUCAAGGAGUUGUGACAAAAAUCUUGACGGUGCUUUUCAGUCCAAACUGGUCCCCACUAAACCAGUAUCAAAAAAAACACCAAUGGAUUGCGCUAGCUCGUCUAAAAAUGAACCUGGUAUGCAGCAAAAUAAAAGUGUCGGUAUUUUGCGUUCAGGGAUUAGUGACACCUUACCGAAAAAAGCAUCCACUGAAGAAAAAUCAAGUUCAUUGGUAAAGUCAGUGGUUAAGACAGACACUGACAUGCAAACUUCAGACCAGGAACAGCUUAGUUUAAAUGACUCGGUUAAAUAUAACUGUGAAGGUCCAAUUUCUAAGACAUUCUGCACGGACAAAACUUCAGCAAAUGGUCACGUACCAUCUAGCUCUGAAAAGCAGAGGGAUAUAUCCCACACUGCUACUGAGAUCAGGCCACUGUCAGUGAAGUGUGAAUCAAGCGACAGAUUGUUCAAAUUUUCAAAAUAUUUCAAGAGAGAAAACAAUUCGGUGAGGAAGGAAGAGGAGGAUUUGGUGAAGGUUGUUUCUGAAGAUAAUACUUUAACAGACUCACAGGUUGACAGAGAACUCAGUAAAUUAUCUUUAGCUGCAUAUGCCAAAAGCGUCAAUUUUCCCUUUGAGUCAAGCCAGGAAAGCUCAGUACAUCAUAAUCUAUGUGACAUUAAAAGGAAAGUGAAAGGUGCCGUAAGAUCUUCUGAUGAUGACCAAAGUACCAAGACUCCCUGUGGUGCAGAUUGCCUUGACAAUCAAGUCAUCAUAAUUUCAGACUCUUCUGAUGAAGAAGCAGGUGUGGCUGACAAGGAGGAAACAAAAAAAAUGAACGAAAAUGUACAUCCUGAAAAGCAGCCUUCAACUUCCAGCAGCAUUUCUGAUAGUGAUGUCAAAUUAGAAUCGAAGACGCUGCCAAGCUCUCCCUCAUCCCUGGAAGACUGUGAGUCUCAGUGCUUUGAAUUUGAAACAGAAGGUGAUGUCUUUUCGGUUUGGCAAGAUACUCAAGCGUAUAGUAUGGAACCAACUCAAGAGUAUAAACAAGAUCAUGUUUCAACAUCAGUUGAUAGUAGUAAUUCGGAUAGUUUACUGAACGAUUACAUAAAUGAGUGGGGUUAUGAUGUGGAUUACGUAAGUGAUGAUGCCAUGGAUGAAAAAGCAAACUUGACAGAAAACCAGGCAGAAAAUAUUUCUCAUCAGAAAGAAGCUGAUAAUACAGAAGUAGUAACUAAUUCCACACUGCAAGAAUUUAAUAGUAAGGGAAAUGCAGAAGAUCAGUUGGAGAAUUCUGCAGACAAAGGUGCUAUUGCUAAAGACAUCACCCUGGACUCAAAAUUGACUGAACCCAGAGCAUCUACAUCUAACAUCUCAUUAGCUUCCAAGUUGGCACUUAAGAAAAACAGCAUGAGCCCGCGGAAGAAUAUAGCAAAAUCUAAGGUAGCAAGAGCCAUUCAAAGAAGUCCUAAAAAACCUCCUGUUCUAAAACCAGCACAAAAUAAAAAACUAUCUCAAAGUACGUCAAAAAGUCUUCAGCCUGGCAGGUCAAUGCCUGCUGUGGUUCCUCCAAGGAAGGUUCGGCAGUGUCCUGCACCAGCAUCAACUGUAGAAAAGCUUGGUCUGAAGAAGGCACCCCGCAAAGCGUUUGAAUUGUCCCAGCGCUCUUUAGAGAGCGUCGCUCAAUUGCGUAGCUACGGUAAAGCUGCAGGGAGGGUUGCGCAGAAACAGAAGAUUAAACAAAUUGCUCCUCAGAACUUGUCUGUAAAACAUAAUAAAAAAUUCCUAGCUUGCCAAGAACUUCAGUUUUUAAUGCAGACAAGGCCCAAAAAAAGCAUCAGGGUGAAAAAUCUUGCAGGACGUUCUGAGAGUAGAAACAAAAAAGUCAGCAAAGUGGAUCCAAGAUCUACAGAACAAAAGCCUAAAAGUUUUCAGCUGGGAUCCGUUGAAAACCAAAGAGGGAAAAAAAGGAAGGAGACUGGCUCUCUCUCUGCUGAUGAGAGAAGAUUUGAAAUCCCCUCUUUGGUGGGUGAGACAUAUCUCUCGAAGAUGCCUAGUUCUUCGGACUGGAGCAGAAGAUCAGAGGAUAACAGUGUGAUGGCUCCUCCUGUACCUAUGGAUUCAAGUCUCUCUUCUGCUGCACUUGUUGGAGAUGAUAAAGAUGAACCUUCAGGAAAAGGUUGCGUUGUCCAGCCUGAGUCUGAGGAGACAACUUCAAAAGAAAAUGGCUGUAACCCAAGUGAAAACAGUGAAGAUGAUGAUGAUCUAUUUUUAACUCAGUUAGAUCCUGUGGAUAUGGAAUUAUGUUCUGAGGAUGAAAGUGUUCAAGGUACUACUAUAGCUAGUAAAAAACCCGAGGAAAUGGAUACUGCUGAAAGCCUUCAGCAGAACGAAUCCUUGACUGUCCUGAAAUGUAAGUACAUGGACUGUAUAGAAAAAGUGGAAAAACCAGGAGAGUACUGUAGUAAGCAUUCAGCCACCAGCUCAGGAGAAGAUCACCUGUUUGCCAAACCUUCUCUCCCACCCCCUCCUAAAACAAGGAAGCCUUCUACUACCAAAAUUUUCAGCUCAACGAGUUCGUCACGGAAUGCAGCCUUCAGCAAGGAUCUCCAAAAUGUUAAAAAGCUACCACCAGCUUCCAAAAGCAAAGUGAAUGCAGCAAAACCAGUGGUGGCCAGGCCACCAAGUUUAAAGGCUAUGCCAGUAGGAAAUCAAACUUGCAAGCCUCCAAGUUUCAGUAAUGUACCUCAACCCUGUAUUCCUAAAAAUGUUCUCCAGCCACAGAAUAGACCAAAUGACAAUGCUUCAAAUAUUUCCAGAAGACCUGCCGGAGAACCCUAUUAUUCUUCCUUUCUUGGCACUCAGCAACGUGAUCAUAGUAUUUUUGUUAAUGGAGUUCUAAAGUGGACUUAUGAAAUGUUUGCAAACUGCAGCCAGUUUGGCCCUCCAAGUAGUCUCCAGCAGUCUGUAGUAGCCUCUGUUCCUGUCCGAUUUCAGAGAUACGAUGACUAUUUUAAUACGUUCUUCCCCUUGAUGAUGCUAAAUGCCUUUGAAACACUGGCACAAGAGUGGAUAGAAAAGCAGAGAGGAAGAGAAAAGAGUUACUACUUCUACUUGCAGAACUUCAGUGCUGACUCUAAUACAGCAAAUUUUACAGCUCAUUUUCAAGAAAGUGAUUUGGCAAAGCAGCUUCAUCCAAAAGAGGAUGACUUAGUCUUUUUGGUGGUCCAGAAGAACAAAGACACCUUUGGGGAAGAAAAUGAGACAGAGAGCCAUGUAGUGAAUCACGUUGGGCUUGUGACACGGUUUUCUCGUGCGUCUGGCUGUAUAACUAGACAAAAGGAGCAGCAUACUGUCUGUCAUCUUUCUGUGCAAACUCGAGGCAAUUUGUCCUUCUUCAUAAAUAAGCAAGUGAAGUGUGUGGUGGUUGGCUCCCUGGUGACCACACACCGAACAUUCAAUGGUCUGCUACUCUUGAGCAGGAGUCCCCUGGCUAAACCCAUCAUAAAUCCAAGUUACAAUGACUUCUGUCCUAGAGAUUUCACUACGGCUUCAGAAGGCACUGCAUCGGAUGUGAACGAAUACAACGAAGGUCAAAAGAGAGCCAUUGAGACAGCUUAUGCCAUGAUAAAGCAGCAUCCAGGGCUUCCUAAGAUCUGCCUCAUCCACGGACCGCCUGGAACAGGGAAAUCAAAAACUAUUGUUGGGCUUCUGUCUCGUGUUUUGAGAGAAAACACUAGGAAUGAGGAAGCAACUCAAAAAACAAAUGCCAAGAUCAAGCCAAACCGUUUUCUAGUUUGUGCACCAUCAAAUGCUGCUGUAGAUGAACUCAUGAAAAAGAUCAUCAUUGCAUUUAAGGAAAAAUGCCAAAACAAACAGGAGCCUUUGGGAAACUGUGGUGAUAUCAACUUAGUGCGACUUGGUGCUGAAAAGGCAAUCAACAGUGAGGUCCGGAGAUUUAGCCUGGAUAAGCAAGUUGAACAUAGAAUGAAACGAAAACCAUCUGACUCUGACCAGGAUAUUCAGAAGAGAAAAGCAGCUCUGGAUCAAAAAUUGGACAUGCUGUCUCGUCAGCGAGCCAUGCAUAGAUGUGAGAAGAGGGAGAAUCAAAUGUUAGAUGAUGAAAUUGGCAGACUUUCAAAGGAGAGACAGCAGCUUGCUUCUCAACUAAAGGAGGUUCGGGGGCACUCUCAGAAGGUACAGACGGACAUCAUCUUGGAGUCUGACAUCAUCUGCUGCACGCUGAGCACAAGUGGAGGGAGUCUGCUGAAAUCUGCUUUUUGUCGGCAAGGACUUGAUCCUUUCAGCUGUGUCAUUGUGGAUGAGGCAGGGCAGUCCUGUGAGGUUGAAACGCUGAUUCCACUGAUCCAUCGCUGUAAUAAACUUGUCCUUGUUGGAGAUCCCAAACAGCUUCCUCCUACUGUAAAAUCAAUAAAAGCUCAGGAAUAUGGGUAUGACCAGUCCCUGAUGGCACGUCUGCACAGACACCUGCAGGAGCAAGUGGAGAGGAGUGGUUUACGAAGCCUGCCGGUUGUGCAGCUGACUGUGCAGUAUAGGAUGCACCCUGACAUCUGCCUCUUCCCAUCCAAUUAUGUUUAUGACAGGACUCUAAAGACUGACAGAGCAACGGAAGAGAACAGAUGUUCUUCAGAGUGGCCAUUCCAGCCAUACCUUAUUUUUGAUGUAGGAGAUGGUCACGAGGAGCGAGACAAUGACUCUUUUAGUAAUCCUCAGGAAGUGAAGCUGGUGAUGGAAUUAAUUAGAACAAUUAAAGAAAAAAGGAAGAAUCUGGGUCUUCGUCACAUUGGAAUAAUUACUCCUUACAGCGCACAAAAAAGGAAAAUUCAAGAACAACUGGACAGAGCGUUUAGGAAUAACAGCCCAGGAGAAGUGGACACAGUGGAUGCAUUCCAGGGACGAGAGAAAGACUGCAUCAUAGUGACAUGUGUCCGGGCAAACAACACGAAAGGAUCAAUUGGGUUUCUGGCAAGUCUUCAGCGUUUGAACGUUAUAAUUACCCGAGCCAGAUUCAGCCUCUUCAUCCUUGGAAGACUGAAAACGCUCAUGGAAAAUAAGGACUGGAAUGAGUUGAUUCAAGAUGCUCAGAGAAGAGGUGCCAUUAUCAGGACAUCAGAAAAGAGCUAUGGGAAAGAUGCUCUUAAGAUUUUGAAGCUUAAGGCCACAGUACGGCUCCCGACCAACGCGGAGACAAAGAAACCUCCUUCCUUCCAGGCUUGUUCUUCCAGCAGCAAGAAGGGUGAGCUUGCAAAUCCACCUCCUCCUCCACCAAGGGAGGCCAGUAGCCCACGGGAUGUCACCUCUGGGGCUGGCCAUGCGGUGCCCCAAGGAAGCAGAAGGCCCCAGCAGCCCCAGGUGGCUCAGGUGGUGGUAGACUCCAGGAGAGGCAGUGCCUCUGUGCCUGGGGAGGCUGCGGUGCUUCCCACCGAUCGAGAGAAGCCACGGGACCCGAGGCUGGCCAGCAUGGCUAGUAGGACUGAAACAAAAGGGAAGGAGCAGGCCUCGAAGGACAGCGGUCAGACAGCCCAGAGCAAUCCAGGGGCAACAUCACAGCAAGGCCUCAACGCCGCCUCAGCUGCCAGGGAUCAGAUGUCCAGAACUGAAACUUCUAAGAAGCCACAGCCCGUGAUGAGACGAUGUGACGUGCCUUCCACGUCGGCUUACGCAGCUCGGCAUGGGGGUGACCAGAGAGCUUCUGUAUCCAAAAACGGUUCAAAAGACUGCAGUGAAGGAGGUCAGAGCAAUAGCAGUAGGUGGAACAAAGACUAUCGUGUAUUAAAUAGGAGAACAUCAGAGGAAUCGCUGCAGAACAGAGACUCAAACAGUGCCAAGCGAAGGAAGACCUUUCACUGACUUUACUAGUGGCUCGUUACUGAAAAUCUAUUUCCAGAUUUCUGUCUAGCAAGGGCUGUAUUUUAAAUUAUUUAGUACACGUGGAACUCCCUUCUAUUGAUACCACUGCUAUCAGUAGAUCCAUCUUUUUCCCAUCUUGUCCCUAAUUGUGAAGGGGACUUUACAACUGACAGCUCUGAGUUUUUGAAAAUAAAAGUUGGAUAGCUGCAUUGCUUGGAAGAGCAGUGAAUUUUGUCAGCUAGGAACUUAAGGUUGUAAAUGUUUAACAAUGUAUAUUUGUACAGUAUACAGUUAUUUUAAGAUUUAAUUUGGCAGAUAUCUAGCUUCUUGUUUCCUUGUGCAAAUGCUAAUUUCUUAGUGAUGUAAUUUUUUUAAUGAAGAACCAGAGCAAAGCAAAACACCACCAAAACCAACCAAAAAAACCCCCCUCAAAUAACAAACAAACCCCCCAAAUC